Messenger RNA from Scaptodrosophila lebanonensis, 333 nucleotides. RefSeq names its product thioredoxin-2-like. The record is from RefSeq and is a predicted model, not a curated record. Lineage: Eukaryota; Metazoa; Arthropoda; Insecta; Diptera; Drosophilidae. The transcript has a single exon. Bases 1 to 318 code for a protein of 105 amino acids.
AUGUUGUGUACCCAGGCAAACAGAAAAAAACUGAAAGACAAGGCCGAUUUGGACGCUCAGCUGGCCAGCGCUGGAGACAAGCUAAUGGUUGUGGAUUUCUUUGCCACCUGGUGUGGACCUUGCAAAAUUAUUGCGCCCAAGCUGGAGGAGAUUGCGCAAAAAUUGGCAGAGAAAAUUGUUGUGCUGAAGGUCGAUGUGGAUAAGUGCGAAGAAAUCGUCAUGGAGUUGAAUGUAUCCAGCAUGCCCACUUUUGUGUUCCUGAAAAAGAUUGAGGAGUUUGCCGGCGCCAAUGCCCAACGAUUAAUCGACACCAUUUAAAAGCUUUCGGCCUAA